AUGGCGGAAAACGGAGCAACAGCACAAAUACCAGCCAAUCCGGCUUAUUUUUCACUCGUUUCAGAGACACUAACCGGGUCAAUAUGCCAUGUGAUAAAAGUGAACCGGGUCAUCGCCCGGCUGUCUGAAACAAGUGCGCCCAUUGACCUGCCCACAAUUGUUUGGGUCAACAUCUUAGACUACCUUGACCUAAAUAACAGGUACCAUGUCUCAGUCACCUGUUCAAGACUUAAUGAAGCGUUUAAUCAUCCUACUUUAUGGCGGAAAAUGAAAUUAUUCGUUCUGGGAAACAACGAAAAUUAUGGUUUUUAUAAUCAGGUCGUGAUACCAACCAAAAGCAUCAAUCUUGUCAAACAUUUUGGAAAAUAUUUCCAACAUUUAACAUUUGUUAUUAGUGGACAUUUGGAUCAAGACUUUGGUAACUGGAAUGAUCUCGUAGAGGAAGUUUCUAAAGAAUGCAGACUUGAAACGUUAACACUGUACGCAGGGGUUUUGACGUCAAUCCGCCAUUUUGCAGGGAAUCGAUCAUGCAGUCGAAAUUUGAAACCUCUUGUAAAUAUUGUAAAGAAUGCAUUUCGCUUGAAGAACCUGAACAUUGUCUCUUGGCCCAUGUUUCCUCGAAACUUGGAAAAUCUAGAUGAAAACAUCUUCGAAGCAGCCAUGUUAAAUCCUAAACUUAAAGAUCUGGAGCACAUGAGUUUGUUUUGGUCCAACACAAAUGUAUGGACAGAAAGACAACCGAUCCUGCUUUCUCCCAGGGAAACAGCUGACUUUGUCGGACAUUUUAGUAAUCUGAAACAUCUAGCUCUGCGUUCUCCUAUGAUGAACGAGCAGCUCCUGGAAGUUCUAUCAUCCAAACAGAGACAAACAUUGAAACGCCUACAAAUACUCGUCAAUUACAUACCAGAAGAUCCUGAUUUCGCAAUUCCUGAGAUAUCUGACAGGGUUUGGGAACGUUUUUGUUUGAAGAACGUUGGUGUAGAGGUAGAACUAACUGUAAUGUCUCGAGUCCCUCUAGUGGAAUUUUCAAAUCUGUUAAAACCUUCUUGUCCAGUUUCUGUCACGAAAUUUAUGGCGUAUUCUCGUUGUGACGAAAAUGUUGUACAAUAUGUUACAGAUAAGUACAAAAACACACUGAAAUGCUUCGAAUCAUUUGGAGAAGACACGGCUUUUGAAAACGAUCUCGUAAGCAUGGUGGAAAAAUCGCCAAACCUUCUUCAACUUAUAUAUCGCGGAAGAAUCAGUUGCGAAAACGUAGAACGGCUCGCAGCGCUCCGAUCUAAUUCAUGGAUGACCUUUGAUUUUUUAAGGGAGAAUAUAUAUGUAAACAAUACAGAGGAUCAAUACGAUGAAGAUCAAGUGAUUGCUAGAGGCCCGGAUGGAAAAUACGUCCUUGUGGCGAUGCUCAGGUUUCAUCAGAGAGAACAAAUGGAACGAGAGAACGAUGUUAGGAAACAAGAAAUGAUUAAAACUGUGUCAAAGUCUGUCGGAUAUAAAUGGAUUCCCACGCCUAAGAAAAUUCAGCAGGUGGCACAGAAUUGAAAAUACAAUGUAUGAUAUUUAUAGGAGUACGGGUUUAUUUUUUCCGUAAAGUUCGUGGAAAUAUUGAUAAGGCAAAUACUGGAAUGUGAAAAUAUUAUUUUUUAAAUUUAAUUCAUUUUAUAAAUAUGCAAGUUUUUAUCACGAACAAAGAAUACUCAUAUCCGGAGCACUAAAACGAAAAUCCUUGACAUUACGUCAAAAGCUAAAUACAUGUACAUUGAACUUUUUUC
Saccostrea cuccullata (small rock oyster) is the source of this 1772-nucleotide messenger RNA. RefSeq names its product F-box/LRR-repeat protein 21-like. The coding region runs from base 1 to 1542 and encodes 513 amino acids. Gene Ontology annotation, molecular function: protein binding. The transcript has 2 exons. NCBI's taxonomy places the organism in Eukaryota, Metazoa, Mollusca, Bivalvia, Ostreida, Ostreidae. The record is from RefSeq and is a predicted model, not a curated record.